GUCAGGGGGCAACUCUUGUGCCGCCGACGGCUCUUUGGUGGGGUGACGGGGUCAAGGGUCGGGUUGCACUGUUCCCGGGCUUGGUGCUGAGGCGGUCGUCGCGUUUGAAUCUCGGGCCGGAGAGGCAGCGGCGCAAGAUGCAGGAGCUCAUUUCCAAUGUGGAGCAUAUUAGGUUCGAGCUGGAGAUGGCGGUGGAGCAGCAGCUGGGGGCUCAGCCGCUGCCUUUCCCGGGCAUGGACAAGUCUGGUGCAGCGGUAUGUGAAUUUUUUCUGCGGGCAUCAUGUGGGAAGGGUGGCAUGUGUCCAUUUCGCCACAUUAGUGGUGAGAAGACAGUGGUGUGUAAACACUGGUUGCGGGGGCUGUGCAAGAAAGGAGAUCAGUGUGAAUUCUUACAUGAAUAUGACAUGACGAAGAUGCCAGAGUGUUAUUUCUAUUCCAAGUUUGGAGAAUGUAGUAACAAAGAAUGUCCAUUUCUACAUAUUGAUCCUGAGUCCAAAAUUAAAGACUGUCCAUGGUAUGACAGAGGAUUUUGUAAACAUGGUCCCCUGUGCAGGCACCGGCAUACCCGCCGAGUCAUCUGUGUAAAUUAUCUAGUGGGGUUCUGUCCUGAAGGCCCCUAUUGUAAAUUCAUGCACCCUCGGUUCGAACUACCAAUGGGUACUGCUGCUGACCAACCACCACUGCAACAGCAACAGCAGCAAAAUGUUAAUCAGUUUCAACAGCGAUCUUCCUCCUUGGUACAGAUUACUAGCACCAACACUAGUGUUGGACAGCAGAAACCUGUUACACAAUCCGGAGGAUCAGCACAACAGUCCCAGUUUCAAACGUCGUCAAAUCGAGGCCCCAGACCAUUGGAACAAGUCACGUGUUAUAAGUGUGGUGAAAAAGGCCAUUAUGCCAACCGAUGCACCAAAGGACACUUGGCAUUUCUUAGCGGUCAGUAGUGAUCUCACUGAUGAAAAAUAUUCUGGAAAAACUCAAGUUCAACUGAUGCCCCCAAUGGAAUGGACAUUUUUUUCUUCGAUGGGGCUCGGAAUUCAAAAGCUGAAUUUGAUUUUUUUUUGUCCUUCCUUGCACACACUGUGAUAGUUGUUACUGCUGUCUAAGCUACCGGUUAUUAUUGAGGUGUUGGGAAGGACUGCACUCUGAUGAAUGAAAAAGCUACAGAGAAUAACUACAACUGGAGCUUUUACUGUACCUCACCCAUGAUUUUUUUAAAGUCUUCUAACAAACUUUCCACUAAAACAGAUGUGCAGUGGAUUCAAAUGAAACUGAGAGGCAAGAACACAAGUUCAAGUUAUUUUCAACUAUGAUAUUUCUAAUACAAAAUGUGUAUGUUUCUUUUUUGAUUUUCUAAAAACACCUAUUUUGAGGGUAGUUUUGUGAUUUCCCAUCUGUCAGGGAUUUAGGCUUGGAUUUCUUCAAAUUAGAAGCCUUCUAAGUAUACCUCCCAGUUUGUGACAUGUCACAUAUGGAGCUCCAAUUGUGUUUGGGAUGGGUAUGCAAAACUGGCGGCUAUACAGUCUUUCAAACAUGGUAUUUUCCCCUUUCAGAAUGUUUAAUGUUGAGAUGUUGUAAUGACAGCUGAGUUGUGCACAUGGUUAAUUGGGCAGGAAGGCAUUACAAAUGCCAUUGAUGUGUUUGGCAUGGUUUCUGGCCCAGGUGUAACAUUAUAACACACUGUACCAUCCAGACAACCACUCAUGUAAAUUAACACAAAAAUAGGAAGAAAAUUCUGGCCUUGUGUAAGCUGUUCAAAUUUUGAAUUAAUUGAUGUGGAUUACUUUGUUACAUCGUUUCUUGAUAUGGUGUUAUAUUAAUUUGCCUCUACAUUAUUACAUUUUAUAGGAAAAAGGUUUUUAGUUUUGUGGCAAAAGAAAAGUGCAACGAGAGUUGCAGAAAUUCUAUUCUUAAAGCCUCAAUUACCAUUUGACUGUAUAGGGUUCAUUUUUAUCCAAUUUAAUAAAUAUUUUUUAACAAAGAUCUUGCAUUCAUUUAGUUUCAUAACUAGUUUAUUCUAUAGAUUUCUCCUAAACAAACGAGUAUGACAGCAGGAUUUUUCUACCAGUAAACCUAGCAAUAGGGAGGAAGGUAGUAGUGACGAGGAUUUCCCUCACCUCCUCGCAGCAUGUAAAAAGGAGGCAAGCUCUGACUUGAGUGGCCUAAUUUGGAUGGACUGUCUUCCGAUUGAAGUUUUACUACUGAGCUCACAAUGCGGGCUUUGGUGAGUAUUGCCAAGGCAAGUGUUUUUUUUCUCUAUUUUGUAUUUUUUUUUACUGUUUUAAGGUGUAAUCAUAAAGGUUAUGGAGUCUAGGGCAGGGGUAUUCUGCAGGAUUUGAGAGCUGGGGACAUUUCCAAUGUUCCUGAUGACAACACCUGCAGAAAAUGUAUUAGCUAGUUUCAGGCAGUAUACUCAGUUGGACCUAUGGAUGUUCUCGUUGUAUUUAAUCUGGGAUGCAGAGAACAUAGCAGACAAUAUGUUUAGUGAGUUGGUCACCGUGCGUAUACAGAAAGAGUGGAGAAGGGUGAUCGUCAGGAACGGCAAGUAGAAGUCAUGCAGGAGACCCCUGUGGUCAUUCCCCUCGAUAACAAAUAUAGUGUAGGAUACUGUUGGUAUGAGGGUUGGGAGCCUCCCAGUAAGACAACUGCACCACAGCCAGUUUCAUGGCACCGCAGUGGGCGGUGAUGUAUAAAAGAGAUGUAAAAAGAUCGGGACAGCAAUAGUAGUAGAGGGUUCUAUCGUGAGGGAGUCAGACUGGCAUUUUGUAGCCAAAUAACUCAAUCCAUGUUGUUUGCUUCCUUGGUGCUAGGGUCGAGGAUCUCAGAUGAUUGCAGAACGUUCUGAAAGGGGUGGCCAGCCACAGGUCGUGAUACACUAUUGGACAAUGUUAUAGAAGAAGUACAAGAAUGGAUAAAGGUGUGACUGAAUGGAUGUAGCUGGAUCAUUAGGACUGUGUCUGGGGAAGCUGGGAUCUGAACAAGCAGGGCAGUUUGCACCUUAACCAGAGUGGGGGCCGACACCCUUGCUGUUGGCACUGCUGGGGAAGGUUUAAACUGAGUUGGUAGGAGAAGGGGGUUCAGAGUGGUCCUUUAGGGGAAGAAUACAACCAUCUAGAAAAGGAAUGUGUGGUAAGUCCAGCAGGCAGAAAAGGUGAGUAAAUGAACAUUAAAGGAAUUUCAAAGCUAAUUUGCAUCUAUUUUAAUGUCAGGAAUAUAAAAUUCAAAGUACAUUUAUUAUCAAAGUAUGUAUGCAGUAUACAACCCUGAGAUUCGUCUUCCCACAGACAGCCACGAAUCAAAGGAAACCGUGGAACCCGUCCAAAGGACACAGCAAAGACCCAUCCCCCAUGCACAACAAAACAAAAUUGUGCAAUCACUAACAAAAAAAAUGUGGAAAAAACAUAGAAACAUAGAAAAUAGGUGCAGGAGUAGGCCAUUCGGCCCUUCGAGCCUGCACCGCCAUUUAUUAUGAUCAUGGCUGAUCCUCCAACUCAGAACCCCGCCCCAGCCUUCCCUCCAUACCCCCUGACCCCCGUAGCCACAAGGGCCAUGUCUAACUCCCUCUUAAAUAUAGCCAAUGAACUGGCCUCAACUGUUACCUGUGGCACAGAAUUCCACAGAUUCACCACUCUCUGUGUGAAGAAGUUUUUCCUAAUCUCGGUCCUAAAAGGCUUCCCCUCUAUCCUCAAACUGUGGCCCCUCGUUCUGGACUUCCCCAACAUCGGGAACAAUCUUCCUGCAUCUAGCCUGUCCAAUCCCUUUAGGAUCUUAUACGUUUCAAUCAGAUCCCCCCUC
Mobula hypostoma (lesser devil ray) is the source of this 3795-nucleotide messenger RNA. RefSeq names its product cleavage and polyadenylation specific factor 4 (gene cpsf4). Gene Ontology annotation, molecular function: zinc ion binding; RNA binding. Bases 138 to 944 code for a protein of 268 amino acids. The transcript has 8 exons. The record is from RefSeq and is a predicted model, not a curated record. NCBI's taxonomy places the organism in Eukaryota, Metazoa, Chordata, Chondrichthyes, Myliobatiformes, Myliobatidae.